Messenger RNA from Chara braunii, 559 nucleotides. The record is from the annotation of a GenBank genome assembly. Lineage: Eukaryota; Viridiplantae; Streptophyta; Charophyceae; Charales; Characeae.
UGAGGGUGUAUGGGGACAACAUAUCGUGGCCGACAAGGGUGAGGAAAUAAGUCGUGCUACGGGCGUUUCUGGACAAGGGUUUUCCCAACUGCGAUGGCGCAGUUGACUGCGCACACAUCUACAUGGACAAACUGGCGAACGCGCCGAGCGAGAACUACUUCGACCGCAAGCACCGUUUCUCCGUCAUUGCGCAGGUGGUGGUGGACCUGGAUCUGCCCGUGCUUAACGUGUUCGUUGGAUAUCCGAGGAACUGCCACGACAUUAGGGUGAUCCAGCUGUCAAGUCUGUCCGGGCACGCGGAAGAGGGAAUGUUGUUUCGUGGGCCGCCUGUCACGCUGCCAGGAGGGGUGAGGAGGAACGGAUACAUCUUGGGCGACAACGGGUAUCCUCCUUCUGAAUGGGUGGUGGUUCCAUAUGGAGGAAUCAAUCAGCACCCAGGCGAGGAAAGGUUCGACACGAAGCAGAAGGUCGCAAGAGGGGCUGUGGAGAGGGCAUUCGGGAGGUAGAAGGGGAUGAGGAGGCUCUUCUUGCGAACGCACAAGACGAACCUCAACACUCU